Molecule: messenger RNA, 993 nt
Organism: Debaryomyces tyrocola
Lineage: Eukaryota; Fungi; Ascomycota; Pichiomycetes; Serinales; Debaryomycetaceae
Source: the annotation of a GenBank genome assembly
AUGGACAUUAAUUCCUUACUCAACGACGCGGAACCUCAAACCGUAGUUCCUUAUAUCAAACCACAAUGUAAGAGAGGAUUGGACAAUCCACCAGAAAGCCCACAUAAGAGAGCUAAAAUAGAAGAAUACCAUGUAUCAGAUGAAGAAAGCGAUUCAGAGAGAAGUCCAAUUUCUUCAAGAAGAUCAACUGCAACAUCGAUUUCAUCGUUUAGUUCUAAUGAUAGUACACCAUCACCUGGUCUAUGCAGUGAUCAAGUACGCAACUCACAAACCGAAUACAAUGAGGUGGAUGACCCGUUUGUCGUAAUCAAUUCGGAGAAUUCAGAUAUUAAUAGCUGUAAAGAUCUUAUUAAUGUUUUGUCACAGAAUUACAAAUACUCGACCCAAAUAAUUAAAAUUUCAUUUGUUGAUAGAGAUUUACCCAAGGUUCCCACACCAACUGAUUUGACAGAAAAGGGAGAAAAAGCGAUACGACAAGAUGUUAUAGCUAAAAUACAUGAAAAAUACGUUGAACCUUUGCUCGAUAUUACUGGAUAUAGAUGGGUCAGGAAAGAAGUACCUUCCAAGGGUAGAGGUCUAAAGGUAUUUUCGAUCAAGUAUUCCUGUUCUCAACAAUCGAGGAAAAGUUGCAAGGAGAAUAAAGUCCCAGAAAAGAAUAGAUCAAGACAUCUAAGUCAUCCACUAAAACAGUAUGAUUGUGAAUCAUUGUAUUCAAUCAAGUACAUCUGGUCUACACAGAAUGUAGAAGUUAAUUACAAACAUUUGAAGCAUCCUCCUUAUAAGAGAUUACCAGAGAAGCUAAAGCCAUUUAUCCGAGCGAGACUAGAUAUGAAAGCAUUAGAUUUGUAUCAUGAGAUUUUGAAGGAACCCAAAUUCAAUGAUGUCAAACAUCUAAUUUUCUUCGGCAAAGUACAAAGUUAUUGGUCAAAGGAAAGGACCAAGAACAAAGAGAAAACGACAAAGGAAGCAUUCAAGCAAUUCUUUCAAAAUUGA